AUGGCAUCCGAGUCGUUCAACUCGCCCAGCGGCGAAUUUCGGGGCCGCAGCCAGGAACCCGUGGCUUCUCGCCGAGAGAGUACGCCACACGCAGCUCGCGGAGCCAGCGCAACUCCUGCCCCCUUGGCCUGGUUUCCCCUAGGCUACAGGGAAGGCUUCAGUCAAUGGUGGGCGUCUUUACCCGCCGCCACAGCCGAACACAGGGUUCUUUCCCACCUCCCUUACCUCCAGCAUCAACCCCCAACCCAUCUACAAACCGGUAAAACGAGCAGUGUCUCUGGCGGGACGGGCAGUCUCCAGUCCGCCGAUCAAACGCAACAGGGUGAGGUAUCAGCCAGUUCUACCAAUGAUCCAUACGGCCCCCGAAUGUGGCGCUCCAGUAUGGUGGAGCUGAGCGGGAAGAAUCGGGCUCUGAACGAGUUCUCUGUCGAGCGGAUUGGUGAAGAAGCAGAUCAACAUCUGGUCAUGCUUCAUGGAUACGGUGCUGGUUUGGGGUUCUUCUAUAAGAAUUUCGAGCCUCUUAGUCGCCUGAAAGGGUGGCAACUCCAUGCGCUGGACCUCCUGGGCAUGGGCCGCAGUACGCGACCACCCUUUCGUAUCAAAGCGAAGGAGCGUGAGGAGGCCAUCAAAGAAGCAGAAGCCUGGUUCGUGGAUGCGCUGGAAGAGUGGCGUGUCAAGCGCAACAUCGACCGUUUCACACUACUUGGCCAUAGUUUGGGAGGCUACAUGGCCGUGGCAUACGCUCUCAAAUAUCCGGGACGACUCAACAAGCUUAUCCUUGCUUCCCCCGUCGGAAUCCCAGAGGACCCGUACGCUGUGCGGGCAGAGAUGCCUGCGCCAAACGAGUCGACCAUGGCGAAUGAGCUCACUCAGAACCAGCGCAAUAUCGCCGAAUCUGCAUCUUCGGUUCCCCCAACUGAGCUUCAGAAAGGCGAUAACAAUAUUUUGCUAAAGGGUUCCCCUACAGAUAGUGGCGCUUCCCAAGAUCGGCCGCCCCGGCGCAUGGUUCCCAAGUGGUUCGCCUAUCUUUGGGAUGCCAACAUCUCCCCCUUCAGCCUGGUGCGAUGGGCGGGACCACUCGGUCCGCGUCUGGUCUCCGGGUGGACAUCCCGGCGUUUCUCCCAUCUUCCGGCAGAGGAGGCCAAAUCUCUGCAUGACUAUUCGUAUUCGAUCUUCAGCAUGCGCGGCAGCGGCGAGUAUGCUCUAUCGUACAUUCUCGCCCCGGGCGCAUUCGCCCGCAGUCCGCUAAUCCGACGCAUCGAGGGCAACGGUCUCCCCAUAAUCUUCAUGUACGGUGACCACGAUUGGAUGGACGUGAAGGGCGGGCUAGCCGCAAAGGCUAAGUUGGAUCAAGAGAAGGAGCGUAUCUUGCAAAACGCAACAGUGGAGGAACGCGAAGCGGACAAUGGCUCAGCUAAGGUGGUCAUUAUCAAGAGGUCCGGCCAUCAUAUCUAUCUAGACGGAUGGGAAGACUUCAACCGCAUCGUUUUGGCUGAGAUGGAGGAGGUGGCUCAGAAGGAGAGAGCUAAUCGCGCCUCAUAG
This is a messenger RNA of Aspergillus niger, 1542 nucleotides long. RefSeq lists its product as uncharacterized. Gene Ontology annotation, cellular component: mitochondrial inner membrane. The transcript has 3 exons. Gene Ontology annotation, molecular function: A2-type glycerophospholipase activity. The record is from RefSeq and is a predicted model, not a curated record. Bases 1 to 1542 code for a protein of 513 amino acids. Lineage: Eukaryota; Fungi; Ascomycota; Eurotiomycetes; Eurotiales; Aspergillaceae. Gene Ontology annotation, biological process: cardiolipin acyl-chain remodeling.